Molecule: messenger RNA, 1230 nt
Organism: Saccostrea echinata
Lineage: Eukaryota; Metazoa; Mollusca; Bivalvia; Ostreida; Ostreidae
Exons: 11
Biological process (GO): lipid metabolic process
Molecular function (GO): calcium ion binding
Source: RefSeq, a predicted model, not a curated record
CUUUAUACCCUGUACGAUUACAUCGGAGAAAUAGUUGAAAAGAAACUUGGGGACAAGGACGCUACAUUUGAACAACUUUACAAGAAAUUAGGGAAGGAGUUGUGCAUCGUUGCUACAAAUCUUAAUGAUAUGGAAGAAACCUAUUUUCAUCCUAAAACUACACCCAAAAUGUCACUCAGGAAGGCGGUUCGUAUGUCUAUAAGCCUCCCAGGUAUAAUGCAGCCUAUUAAACAUACUGAUUUUGGAGUGGAGAGCAUGUAUGUGGAUGGUGGUGUACUCAUCAACUACCCAAUAGAGUGUUACGAUGGAUGGUGGCUUUCAAUGAAAAAGGAGGAUUCGUUUUUCAAAAGAUUACAACCUUUAGAGAAACUCCCCUUUAUAAUGGAUAGAAAAAACAGAUUUGCCCCUGAUAAGGCUCAUUCGUUCAAAUCGUUGGGAUUCAUACUGUAUUCUGAUGAUGAGAUUCAGUCGUUCAAGUUAAUAUUUGAGUCAAGAAGGAAAACAAAAUUAGAGUUCCCAGAUACACCACUGGGAAGAAAGGCAAGACAGAAACUUAAAGAUGAAAAGAAGCUGAAAAAGGAGCACCAAUGCGUGAGAACAUCAGUUAGCAAGUUCUUAAAGAUACUGCAAAAGCAAAACCUGGACAAAGAUGAAUUCAUCAACAGAGAGGAACUACAGAACGCCUUAAAAAGUGAGGACCUUACUGACUGUGACAAGAAACGUCUGUUUGGAAAGGACGUAACUGUUGAGAAAGUGGUGGCAAAACUAGACAAGGAUGGAAAUGGAAAGGUCAGUUAUGAAGAGUUAAUUUCAUUCAUCGAAGAAACAGGGAUCUCAGUGGUUCACAGAAGACUAGGGUUUGGUAGACAACAAGUGAAUACGCUACUUUCAUUAUUACAAACCCUGUACAAUACAAUGUCAUUAAAUAUCGUACGGAUAUCUGUCAGAGCUGCAGAUGUGCCACGUACAGUUGGCUUGAACUCGCAUUAUAUAGGAACCCUUACAUUUGAUUAUACCAAAGAGGAUGCAGAUUUCGUCGAACAGGAGAGUUAUAAUACCACUAUAGAAUUCUUGAAGAACUUCGUGGCAAAACUAAAGAUGGAAAAAGAAAGUGCCAAAGCUCCUGCCACAAGCACGAAGAAUGCAUUGGAUAGCUAAAAAAUGUUAACAUUUCAGAAAAGAUUUUUAGUUGAUAAAGUGAUGGUUUGUUUGAAUACCCACCUUAGAAUG